Fusarium keratoplasticum is the source of this 1149-nucleotide messenger RNA. RefSeq lists its product as uncharacterized. Lineage: Eukaryota; Fungi; Ascomycota; Sordariomycetes; Hypocreales; Nectriaceae. The transcript is spliced from 2 exons. The coding region runs from base 1 to 1149 and encodes 382 amino acids. The record is from RefSeq and is a predicted model, not a curated record.
AUGCGCUUGUCGUCAAGGCAGCUGGUGCUCCUCGCCAUCGCUGGCUUGGGAUCUGCUAAGCCUUUUCCCCGAGAUGAUCUACAUGAUCUCGGCUACUCUUAUCUGAUGCCCCGCGCCUGCGAUUCUUACUGCGGCUCUGACAACCAAUACUGCUGUGGCUCCAACGAGGUCUGCCAGACUGCCGAUGGCGUCGCAAACUGCGUCAAGGGCUAUAUCGGUGCCUUCACCACCACCUGGACCGAGACCAAGACAUACACCAGCACAAUCAUGACCCGCUGGGAGCCUGCUCCUGAACCCACCGAGGGCGUCGACUGUGUACCCAAGAACGAUGAGCAAGAGGCCUGCGGCUACAUUUGCUGCGCUGGAUGGCAGACGUGCGCCUACGACGGCCAGUGUUCGGCGAAGCCUGGCUACGACGAGCCUACUGCUGUUGUCAUUACCAGCGACGGCAAGGUCACCACCCGCUACUCAGCUCCCUACCGAGUCACUGGCACCACCACCAUCACCACUAGCGGCGUCCAGAGCACCGAGACUGAGACUGAGACCACCUCCGAGGCCACGGCCACCGAGACCAGCGAUGAGGCUGCGGCUGGAGAGGGUUCGACCAGCGGCGGCGGUCUCAGUGCUGGCGCCAUCGCCGGUAUUGUGAUCGGUUCUGUUGCUGGUGUCGCUCUCCUGCUGCUGCUCUGCUUCUGCUGCAUCGCCCGUGGUCUCUGGCUCGCUCUCUUUGGCAAGAAGGACAAGAAGGAUAGCCGUGAGCAAGUCGACAUCGUCGAGGAGCGCUACUCCCGUCACGGCAGCCGUCCCCCGCCCUCUGCCUACUCUCGCAAGUCUCGCAUGAGCGGUGCCCCAUCCGCAGCCGGUGACCGCCGCGAGAAGAAGUCGAGCGGUAAGAAGUGGCUCGGCAUCGCCGGUCUCGCGGCUACGCUCCUGGCUCUGCUCAACCUCAAGAAGGACAAGCGACCUGCUAGCACCAAGCCCGCGCGGUCAUCCCGUGGGUCUUCGCGAUACAGCGACUCUUACUACUCAUACAGUGAUUACACCGGCACCAGUCCCAGCAGCUCAAGCUCUGGUGGAAGAACACACCGCACCCGCCGUACACGAGACAGCCGCUCGAGGUCAUACUACUCCCGCUCUCCUCGACCUUGA